Molecule: messenger RNA, 903 nt
Organism: Pelobates fuscus (common spadefoot toad)
Lineage: Eukaryota; Metazoa; Chordata; Amphibia; Anura; Pelobatidae
Product: C-signal-like
Exons: 6
Coding region: 97-864 (255 amino acids)
Cellular component (GO): cytoplasm
Molecular function (GO): oxidoreductase activity
Source: RefSeq, a predicted model, not a curated record
CCGGGAAGGGGUUGGCUUCCCAUAACAGUCCUUCAGGUUUUGAUUAAUGUGCUAAUACUAUAGUUCAUAUUUCAUAGACAUUCUAGAACGGUAGAGAUGAUGAUCCGAAGUGUCCUUGUAACUGGAUCGAACAGAGGCAUUGGACUGGAGAUAAUAAAGACAUUUCUAAACAGAUCCCCGCCACCUGAGAAGCUCUUUGCUACAUGCAGAGACCCGGAUGGACCGCGUUCAGAGGAAUUAAAAAAUUUGGCUUCCAAGCAUAACAAUCUUGUGAUACUUCAACUUGAUGCCACAAACCCGGACAGCAUUAAGAAAGCUGUGAAGAAUGUGGAAGAGCAUCUGGAGGGCUCUGGGUUGAAUCUUUUGCUGAACAAUGCUGGCAUCAUGUCGCACGUCAAUCUUGAUAAUGUGGACUCUGAGGACAUGAUAAAUGUAUUCAAAACUAAUGUAGUUGGUCCCAUGCAAGUGAGCCAGGCAUUUUAUCCUUUGCUGAAAGAAUCAGCAGAUGCUCGUUCACAGGAGCCAUUGAGUUGCAAGAAAGCAGCAGUGGUGAACAUUUCUUCUGUGCUGGGAUCAAUUGAAAUAACUUCUGUUACAUAUGACCCAGCCAAGCAAGUAGUCUCUUACAGAAUCAGUAAGGCUGCGUUGAACAUGUUGACAAAAUGUCAAGCUGAAGGUUACAGAACUGAUGGUAUUCUGUGCACAGCAGUUCACCCAGGAUGGGUUAAAACUGACAUGGGAACAGAAAGAGCAUUGCUCACCACGGAAGAAAGUGCAAAUGGAAUUUUGAAAGUCCUUGGCUCUCUCACUGAGAAAGAAAAUGGGAUUCUAAUGGCAUGGGAUGGAAAGGUCAUCCCUUGGUGAACAGAGCCAUUAUUAAAAUAUUCAACUUUGUUGUAUCUA